ACGCGUUCGUCUACAAACGGCCACACCAAUUUGUCACAUUCUACUUCUCAUGAAAAUUGGCAAAAAAAAAAAAGAAUAAACAACAAGAAAUCAAUUAUUUGUUUUUUCAACGCUAAAAAAGGUGCAAAACGAUAAAAAAUGUCGCGACGCACAAACUUCCUGGAUGGCAAUGAUAAUUUUCGUGAACAGAAUUUGCGUUUUGUUCGGAAUGAAUAUGAGGAUAAUUUAAAUCAGUUCUUUGGUGGAGCUCCUGGCAACAACUCCCAACAUCAACAACAACAACAAAUGCAAGCACCGCCACGGGAUUCUCUAAUUGUGCAACCCACGCCAGGCAAUCGUCGGGGUGUAGUCGGCACUGGAAUCCCAGAGGUGGACAACCGUCGCCAAUUUCUUCGCCAAUUGGGCUUGACUCGGCAACAGGCACGUUCGCUUGUUAAGCGUUCCUUCAAUGUGCCUAACUUCAAUUUGCGCGACUUUCAACGUCGCCGCUAUCGGAUGAGCGUUGAAUUGGGUGACAAACGGCAGAAUGAAGUUGAUGCAAUUGUUAAAAACGAAAUCUAUGAAUUCAUUGCCGCCAAUGAACGCAGGGUCAGACCUCGGACCCCAUCACCGCCAAGGAACAUCAAUUGGAAUGACCAGCCCAAUUCGCCGCCACGACGAUCCAGAAGUGCAAGCAUAGAUGAUCGUUUUCGGGGUCGUUCAAGGGAACGCAAUGAGGAUCGUUUUGAACAAAGACGUAGUCCAGGCAGCGAUCAACAUGAUGGAGAUCGCUGGCAACAGCAGCAGUACCAAAUGCGGGAGCAUGAAGAACAGCAGUUAAUGCGGCAGCGAGAGGAGCAACUAAUACGGGAGCGUGAGGAGCACAUAAUGCGGCAGCGUGAGGAGCAGCAUUUUGAUCACUCGAACAAUCGAAACACCGAUUUUCAAUUCGACAAUCGGCGAAUGCACGAGGACAAUGAGAAUCCGAAUUCUAGGCGACAGCCUGAGCAAUUCGAAUUCGACGGCGACGAUCGCCGUCAUGUCAAUUACAGUCCGCGAGAACGUUUUAACUUUACGGACGAGAAUGAUGACUUAGUCAUGGCUAAUCGGUCUCGCCAAAUGAAUGAUGAUCGCUAUAAUCCAAACCAAAUGCUUGGUAAUCGAGGUCCAGACAAUAGAAAUGACAAUUACGAUGACAGAUUUGAAAGAGAUUUCGAUAAUCCGGACUUUAAUCCGCAUUCUCGCGAAAGGGAUAAUAAUCUCUGUUUACGUGGUGACUUUGAAAGGAACUUAGCUGAAGACCGUAAUCAAGGAUUUCGCAAUGUUCAGUAUGAGUCAGAGUUUCGUGGACCACAAUUGUCACCUCCACCAAGAAAUCUUGAAAGAGCUCCAGCUGCUUCUUUCAACAACAAAGGACCACGUUACCAACGAAUUGUCCAAGUCGAUAACGAUGAAGAUCGAGUUUUUUUGAUUCGGGAUAGUGAUUCUGAGUCCGAUCGUGAUGUUGGCGAACAGCGUGGCAGAUCAAACGAACGGGGAAACUUCAUUGAUGAUCGUCCUCCUGACAGUUAUGAAGACACCAGAUUCAAUAACCAGAAUCAACAACGUUAUUCCCAUUCCGAUGAAGAGUUCCGACGUUCCGGUGAUUUCCGUCAAAACUUUGAUGAUCAGCGUUCCAAUUUUUCCAUUCCAAAUAAUCCAAUGGAACAGCACCGACAAGGACGUAACUUUAUUAACCAUUCGAAUAUUCCGGAUGAGAUUCAAAAUCGCCAACUUCACCAUCGAGAUGGCAAUGAUUUCCAACGCGAUCAAAUUAUGCCCAACUUUUUACCAAGGCCAGGAAGUAAUCAAAUGAUGAAUAUGCAAGGACCAGAAGGAGGUGGAGGAGGCCGACGAAUGCCACUUGAUGGCAACCGUAUUCAACAAAGAGUGGAACAACGGGACCAGCGUAUGCCAAUGCCCUUAAAUACGAAUCGCUACCAGACCAAUAGAAAUGUUGCUGAUUUCCAAUCGGGGCAAAAUCAAUCCAAUCUUAAUAAUCGCAUCGGUUCCGGUCAACAAUUUGACAGAAUGAACCGACCAAACCCAGUAACGGCCACAAUAACUAGUCAACAAGCUAUUGGAAGCAGUCUACCGCCAGCUAUUGCAAGGAUUAUCAAUAAAAGUCGUAUGAUGGGAGAUGGAAGAUCUGCGAUGAUCCAAGCACAAGCCAAUAAUUUGCCCCUCGCCGCGGAUCAAUCCCAGGCCAGGAGAACCAUAACCAACAGACGUCAAAAUCAAGUUGGAAAUAGAAGUAAUGCUGGACCCCCGAUGGCCCAGCAAGCCAGGAAUCCGCGUUCGUCUGGCGCGCAAGGCCAAGCCAGGAAAACGAUUACCAAAAAUAAUCAGAAUCAAGUUGGAAAUAAAGUCAACAUUGCACCGCCAAUAGCCAGAAACCCAGGGCAAAAGUCUGUGAACAACGAUAACGCUCCACGCACUGGCCAAAAACGAGCCGGUGAUCCGCCUGCGCGGUCUCGUCAAACAACGAACGUUGAGGCUAAGCAACGAAAGAUUGCUGGAAAGCAAGACUUUCGCAUAGCUGGCUUCAAGUUUCCGUACAUUCGGAAUAGUGUGAACCGAUUGCCACAGCCCGAGUCUGAGUCUUAUGCUUUAACGUUCUUUGAACAGAAACCAGAUUAUUACACCAACUAUCUAACGGACUCUGUUGGCGAUGACGAAUCAGUGAAUGUCGACACCAAUGACGACGACGACGACGAUGAAGUGGAGGACGACGAUGAUGAUGAUGAUGACAAUGGCGGUAAUAAAAAUGUGGCUAACAAAAACACAAAGUAUGUGGGUGUUAGAAAAAGACGAGCCAACAAAAAGAAAUUCCAAAAACGACUGCAGCGCGAUUGGACUGAAUUAUACAGGAAUAAGAACUACAAAGAUUGGUUACCCUGGUGGACCGAUUAUAAAUGGUGCGGAGUAGAAAUCGAGAAGCAGUUGGGAACCUUCAAGAAUAAGAGUAUCAAAUAUCGUUUCAUUCCGAGCUAUCCGAAUGCCACCACGGAACAGGUGGUUAAUAAUGUCCUUAAAUGUGCUCACAUGGCAUUGGAGAAAAAUCUGUUCAACCAUUACCGCAACAUGCGGACGAUCUUUCUACUGAUGAAUGAGAUUUUCUUGGAAAAUCUAAGCAUGGAAAAUGUUGAGCAACUGCAGGAAAUGAUACGUAACAUACCCAAUCAUUUGUGGCUCUUUAAAAUGCGAAGUAUGGUCUAUUUGUGGCACAAGCAGUACACCAUUAUCGAGAAGGGUAACCCAGACGCUUCUGAUGUCGUUGGUAGACAAUGGAAGAAUCCUGUCUUUCAUUGGCUGGCCAAACAGGCCUUUGACGAAUUGAAGAGCAUCAGCGAAAAAACCUGGCCCAGGCACAAGGAUCUUUUUAACACUUUGAAGAGCAAAUAAAACAAAACAAUUUUACAUUUUGAAAUAUUAAGCGAAACUCAUGUAAAUUUAAAAAUAAAUCCUUGGAAAAAGGGAUAGCCAAUAAAAGGCAAAUGCCAAAGGCCUAAGA
Messenger RNA from Drosophila willistoni, 3532 nucleotides. It is a transcript of the gene Pih1D1, whose product is annotated as PIH1 domain-containing protein 1. The transcript is spliced from 5 exons. Gene Ontology annotation, biological process: rRNA processing; box C/D snoRNP assembly. NCBI's taxonomy places the organism in Eukaryota, Metazoa, Arthropoda, Insecta, Diptera, Drosophilidae. The record is from RefSeq and is a predicted model, not a curated record. Gene Ontology annotation, cellular component: cytoplasm; R2TP complex; ribonucleoprotein complex. The coding region runs from base 139 to 3423 and encodes 1094 amino acids.